CGCUUCUGCUUGAGCAGACGAUCCAAGGACGCCACGCGCUGAACUCAGAGGCGCUCCACGGAAUCACUGCACCACGCUGAACUCAAAGGCGCUCAGAGAACGCACCGCGCUGAACUCAGAGGCGCUCAGAGGAAGCACCGCGUUGAACUCAGAGGCGCUCAGAGAACGCACCGCGCUGAACUCAGAGGCGCUCACAGAACGCACCGCGCUGAACUCAAAGCCUCAUACACCCAGCGCUCUACAAUAAACAACAUUCACAUAACGCUCACUAAGAACCCCUCAAAAUGCCGAUUUCAAACAGUUCUACGUCCUCGACGAAGACCAUGCGCCGGGCCGCGUCGGAGAUGGAGCGGUCCGACUCUGUGACGUCCCCGCGGUUCAUCGGCCGGCGGCAGAGCCUGAUCGAGGACGCGCGCAAAGGGCGUGAGGCGGCGGCCGCUGCGGCAGAGGCGAAGGACGUGAGCGAGCAGAUCGUGUUCGAGGAGGAGAACGGCAAGGCGCUGCUGAACGUGUUCUUCACACUGAGGUCCUCCAAGAUCCCCGCCCUGUCGCGCUCCCUCAAGGUGUUCGAGACGUUUGAGGCUAAGAUCCACCACCUGGAGACCCGGCAGAGCGGGAAGGCGAACCGCGACCAGCAAGAGGCGCUGGAGUACUUUGUCCGCUGCGAACUGCACCUCUCCGACGUGGGAACGCUCAUCAGCUCCAUCAAGAGGAUCGCUGAAGACGUCAGAACCACCAAAGAAGUAAAAGUUCACUGGUUUCCAAAGCAAAUAGCAGAGUUGGACAAAUGUCAUCACCUGGUGAACAAAUUUGAUCCCGACUUGGAUCAAGACCAUCCUGGCUUCUCUGACCCUGUGUACAGACAGAGGAGGAAGAUGAUUGGGGAAAUCGCCUUCAGAUACAGGCACGGCAGCGUGAUACCCAGGGUCGACUACACAGAGGAGGAGAUCGGGACCUGGCGGGAGGUGUACGUGACCCUGAGGGAGCUGUACAACAGCCACGCCUGCAGUGAGCACCUAGAGGCCUUCCAGCUGCUGGAGAAACACUGCGGCUACAGCCCAGACAACAUCCCCCAGCUGGAAGACGUGUCCCGCUUCCUCAGAGAGCGUACGGGGUUCCUGGUUCGACCAGUGGCUGGUUUGUUGUCGGCCAGAGACUUCCUGACCAGUCUGGCGUUCCGAGUGUUCCAGUGCACCCAGUACAUCCGCCACUCCUCCUCUCCCAUGCACUCCCCUGAACCGGACUGCAUACAUGAGCUUCUGGGUCACAUCCCCAUGCUGGCUGGCAGGACUUUUGCCCAGUUCUCCCAGAACAUCGGUCUGGCCUCACUGGGGGCGUCGGAUGAGGACAUAGAGAAGCUGUCCACACUGUACUGGUUCACCGUGGAAUUCGGCCUGUGUAAACAGAACGGAGAGAUUAAAGCGUACGGCGCCGGACUCCUGUCUUCCUACGGAGAGCUAGUGCACUCCCUGUCGGAGGACCCCGAGAGGAGGGUGUUCGAGCCGGACGCCGCCUCGGUGGAGCCCUACCAGGACCAGAACUACCAGUCUGUCUACUUUGUCUCUGAAAGCUUUCUAGACGCCAAAGAGAAGCUCAGGGCGUACGUGGCGGGCAUCAAGCGGCCCUUCUCUGUGCGCUAUGACCCCUACACCAGCAGCGUGGAGGUGCUCGACAACCCGCUGAAGAUCCGGGGAGGUCUGGACUCCGUGAAGGACGACCUGAAGAUCCUGACAGACGCCCUGAGUGUGUUGCCCUGAUGUCCGCGCACACACACACGUCAGACAGACCAACCUACCCUACACAAAUGCAUGAGCCAUACAGCACACACAUACGCAUGCACACACACACGCACACACACACACACACACACACACACACACACACACACACACACACACACACACACACACACACACACACACACACACACACACACACACACACACACACACACACACACACACACACAAACAGCCGCGGCCCCCCCUGUCCCCCGCCUCCACCUGGUGGACACAUGUGCCCCGUGUUCAUCUGGUUAUCUGUGCUCCUCCCCGUUCUCAGUCCGUCCACUAGAGCCAUGAGAAUGAAAGUGUUGUAAAGCUGAGUGGGCCCCUGUUGGCCCCGUGUCACCACGUGCAUUCAUGCCUCCAUGGGUUUGAGGAGACGAAGGGUUUUCUCACCAGAUUUCCUUCAGAGUGUAUUCCAUUUUGUUGUUACGGUUUCUGUUAGACCCUGAACUAAUCAAUGGCAAAAUGUGAUCAUGAAUGAAUUAAAAUAACAGAGUAUGUGGCGCUUUCAUUAAUCAGAGUAUAUUAUUAAACUUAAACAAAAUAUACCUUUUAAUUAUGAUGAGUUCAUUUAAAAGAAAAAUGGCUGUAGUUAAAAUGCUUUUGUUGAGUUGGGAAUUUAACUGCUUGCAAUGUUUGUUCAAUUUCAAAAGUUGAAAUCUGUGUUAUCCAAUGUCAAUGUGUAAUAAAAAAUGAAGGGAAAUAA
Gadus macrocephalus (Pacific cod) is the source of this 2493-nucleotide messenger RNA. It is a transcript of the gene th, whose product is annotated as tyrosine hydroxylase. The transcript has 13 exons. NCBI's taxonomy places the organism in Eukaryota, Metazoa, Chordata, Actinopteri, Gadiformes, Gadidae. Bases 285 to 1757 code for a protein of 490 amino acids. Gene Ontology annotation, biological process: dopamine biosynthetic process from tyrosine. Gene Ontology annotation, cellular component: perikaryon; cytoplasm; axon. Gene Ontology annotation, molecular function: iron ion binding; tyrosine 3-monooxygenase activity. The record is from RefSeq and is a predicted model, not a curated record.